AUGUCCGACGCUUCCAGCCAAGAAGCUUCUGAAGAGUCGACCGAUGAGAGCUCAGUGUCUAGGUAUUUCAUUGUCGGACGCAUUUUCAACAGUCACCGCACGCGUGACAUGUUCAACAGCCUCCCCCUCAUGCGUGACAGCAACGUCAAACUGCUCGUCCGUCAGCUGGUCGUACGAGGGCGAAGCGCCAACAACGUCGUCGAGUACAGCUUCAUCGAGCGCCUCCUCCGGGGUCACGACGACGAUUGGCUGCGGAGAAAAUGUUCCCUGGAUGCGGCGACGCUGAUCAGCAUCGCCGGCGUCAACAACGAGCUGCGAGACCGCGUCGAGCAGGCCCCGAAGCGAUGGGAGUCGGCUGAAGCUGUGCAUGCCGGUUACGUCAUCGACUACGACUACUGCGCCUCAGACGAUGCCCGAAUGUUGCUGCACAACGCGGUGGUGGCUGACCUGGAUGAGGGCUACAUUGCCAACAUGCCCGACAGGCGCGGGCUGCAGCACCUGCCCAACGAGUUGCUGCGCAUCAUCGCCGAUCAGCUCGAUAUCAGGGAUUUCCGUGUGGCGGCCAACGCUUUGCCGAGGUUCCGACGCGUUAGCGUAUGGGCCAAGCAGCAGCCGGAUGGGAGCGAGAAGACCGUCAUCCACAUCGACGGCCAGCGAUAUAAUGACGACCUGACGGCCUUCCUCAUCAACCGAGCCACCACCGUGUACACGAUCAUGCUCGACAGGACCAUCACAGAAUUGCCCGCGUUCGUCACGCGGUUUCCGAAAUGCCACGAAUUCGAUUUUUACCUAGAUGAAGACGUUGAAGAUCCGACGUGGCCCGGCCUAGUCGAUUUUUUGAAGCGACAGCGCAUGGCCAAUCUGACCAUCAACAGCCCAUGUCUGCGUGCUGAACCCCUCUGGGCUGAUGUCCUUCGAAGCGGCGGAUGGACGAAUAAACGUCUGGCCGGCUGGAAAUCUGCCACUAUUCACAACGUUACCGCCGAUGAUUUGCGCCUGCUCACCCGAUUCAACGGAACUACCCUCCGCAUCAUCUGGUGUCCUCAUAACCCGCCCGACGAAAAUCUUGCCCUUUGGGAUUACAUUAACAAUAUGGCCGAUCGACGCCUCAAAAUUGGGCAAGGAAUUACGGUACAUUUCAACCAAGGGGCGAUGCCCAAUAUGUCGAGCCCAACCAUCCUUUUCGCCGGGAAGACGUUGAGCGCCGAAGGAAGGGGUUACUCGUUGCGUUACGUGCUGCGAGACGGGAUCUUGCCCUACACAAUCAUAGCUCAAUACGACACCCUGCGCCUGAGAAGCGUGGAGCCCCGGACUGACGGCCAGCCGCACCCGAACCCGCGUACCUAUAGCUUA
This is a messenger RNA of Mesorhabditis spiculigera, 1353 nucleotides long. The record is from the annotation of a GenBank genome assembly. NCBI's taxonomy places the organism in Eukaryota, Metazoa, Nematoda, Chromadorea, Rhabditida, Rhabditidae.